Poecilia latipinna (sailfin molly) is the source of this 6341-nucleotide messenger RNA. It is a transcript of the gene itgb5, whose product is annotated as integrin, beta 5. NCBI's taxonomy places the organism in Eukaryota, Metazoa, Chordata, Actinopteri, Cyprinodontiformes, Poeciliidae. Gene Ontology annotation, biological process: integrin-mediated signaling pathway; stress fiber assembly; cell-matrix adhesion. Gene Ontology annotation, cellular component: focal adhesion; cell surface; integrin complex. The coding region runs from base 557 to 2950 and encodes 797 amino acids. The record is from RefSeq and is a predicted model, not a curated record. Gene Ontology annotation, molecular function: integrin binding. The transcript has 16 exons.
GCGUCAUUCCUAAGGCGGAGGAGGCGGAGAUUCCAGCAGGGACGUAAACUGGACUGGAAGAGCGGAUCAUUAAAGUCCGGAGAGGAACACCGCGGUUGUUUUGAGAUAUUAUUUUGGUGGACAUCUGCUGAUCUUGGAUCGGCUCUGACGUCAUCCCAUCCUCGCUUUGCCGCUUAUCUGAGCCUCGGCAGUGCCAUGAAAUCGUAAGGGACGUUUGGGAGCCGCUGUCACUUAUGUGGGUUUUGUCUGGAGGGGUCAGGUCGGGAAAGUGCAGAGGCGUCCAAGCAGAAAUCUGAGCUGCAGGAGCGGAUCGGAGGGACGGAUCCCCCCGGAGCCAGAGCGCUGCCUGCCGGGAGGAUGAUCCGAGGAGACUCCGGCGACGCGGUCGAGAUCCGCUGUGGUUUGCACAGAUAACCGGAGCGGAGUCAAAUGGGAGGUCUGAUGGGAAACUAGACACGUCGGCGCGUGUUUUGGUGUGCGAGUGUGUGUGCUUGCGUGUGUAUGUGUUGAGAAGAAAGCUAGAAAUCUAGAAGCUGACUGGCGGCGCCGUGACACCAUGUGGAGCCCGGGAAGAGCCGCUCUGUGCUGGAUGCUGCUGGAGACGUUUCUGCGCUCUGCUGGAGGUCUCAACAUCUGUAUGAGCGGCAGCGCCACGUCCUGUGAAGAAUGCCUCCUGAUCCACCCCAGCUGCGCCUGGUGCGCACAAGAGGACUUCGGGAAGCGCCGCUCGCUGACGUCGCGAUGUGACCUCAAGCAAAACUUGCAGAAGCGGGGCUGCGAGCCGCGCUUCAUCGAGUACCCCAGGAGUACGAUCUCCAUCCUGCAGAACUCGCCGCUGAGCACUAAAGGAUCGGGACCGGCCCAGUACGACGUGGUGCAGAUCAUGCCCCAGAGAAUCUCCCUCAGCCUGCGGCCAGGAGACCAGACGGCAUUCAGCUUGCAGGUGCGGCAGGUGGAGGAUUACCCGGUGGACCUCUACUACCUGAUGGACCUCUCGCUGUCCAUGAAAGACGACCUGGACACCAUCCGUAACCUGGGCACCAAGCUGGCGGAGGAGAUGGGGAAGCUGACCAGCAACUUCCGUCUGGGCUUCGGCUCCUUCGUGGAUAAAAACAUGUCGCCCUUCUCCUACACGGCCCCCAAGUACCAGGAGAACCCCUGCAACGGAUACAAGCUCUUCCCAAACUGCGUGCCCACCUUCGGUUUUCGCCACAUCCUCUCUCUGACGGACAAAGUGGACCGUUUCAACGAGGAGGUGCAGAAGCAGAUGGUGUCCCGGAACAGAGACGCUCCAGAGGGCGGCUUCGACGCCAUCCUGCAGGCCGCCGUGUGCAAGGAGGAGAUCGGCUGGAGGAAGGAGGCCUACCACCUGCUGGUGUUUGCCACGGACGACGUGCCGCACCUGGCUCUGGACGGCCGGCUGGGGGGGCUGGUCCAGCCUCACGACGGCCGCUGCCACCUCAACGACCACAAUGAGUACAGCGCCUCCACCAAGAUGGACUAUCCAUCUCUGGCUCUGCUGGGAGAGAAGCUGGCUGAAAAUAACAUCUUCCUCAUCUUCGCCGUGACCAAACGGCUCUACGUUAUUUAUAAGAAUUUCACAGCUCUCAUACCUGGAACCACAGUGGAGAUCCUGGAUCAGGACUCGAAGAACGUCAUCCAGCUGAUCAUUACCGCCUAUAACAACAUUCGGUCCAAAGUGGAGCUAACUGUGUCGGACCACCCCGAGGACAUCAACCUGUCCUUCACUGCCACCUGCCAAGAUGGGAAGCCGCUGCCAGGUUUCAGGAAGUGUGCAGACUUAAAGAUUGGAGAAACGGUCUCCUUCGAUGUGAGUGUGGAAGCUCGGAGCUGCCCGCCCCGCGGCACCGACCAGACCUUCACCAUAAAGCCGGUGGGGUUUAAGGACCGCCUGGAGGUAGCUGUGAACUAUCAGUGCGACUGCAGCUGCAGCCGGACGGCGCAGGUCAACAGCAGCCUCUGCAACUCUAUCGGCAUGUACAACUGUGGGACCUGCCGGUGCGAGCCGGGCUACCUGGGCGCCCACUGCGAGUGCCAGGAGGGCGAGGCCAGCAGCAUGUACCUCAGCGCCUGCCGGGAAGCCGAGGGCAAGCAGGUCUGCAGCGGCCGCGGAGAGUGCAGCUGCAACCAGUGCCUCUGCUACGAGUCCGAGUUCGGGAAGAUCUACGGAAGCUUCUGCGAGUGCGACGACUUCUCCUGCGCCAGACACAAAGGCGUCCUCUGCUCAGGUCACGGAGAGUGUCACUGCGGGGAGUGCAAAUGCCACGCCGGCUUCGUGGGCGACAACUGUAACUGCUCCACAGAGACGUCGCUCUGCUUCUCGGACGACGGGAAGAUGUGCAGCGGGCGAGGGAGCUGCGUGUGCGGCCGCUGUCAGUGCACCGAGCCGGGGGCGUUUGGAGAGACCUGUGAGAAAUGCCCCACCUGCCCCGACGCCUGCGGCACCAAAAGGGAGUGUAUUGAGUGUCGGCUUUUCAACUCGGGGAGACUCGCUGACAACGAGACCUGCCAGCGCUUGUGCAAGGAUAAAAUCAUAACUGUGGAGAGCCUCGAAAACGAGGACCCUGCAGCGGUGCUGUGUGUGUAUAAGACGGAGAACGACUGUGUGAUGAAGUUCACAUACCUGGAGCACGCCAGCGGACGCUCCAUCCUCACCGCGCUCCAGGAGCCGGAGUGUGGAGGUGGUCCGUCUGCCUUAACGGUCCUACUGGCUGUGGUGGGCACCAUCUUACUGGUGGGAGUGGUUCUGCUGGCCACCUGGAAGCUGGUCAUCACCAUACACGACCGGAGAGAGUUUGCUCGCUUCCAGAGCGCUCGGGUCCGCGCCCGGUACCUCAUGGCGUCCAACCCUCUGUACAAGGACCCCAUCACCACUCACUUUGCAGAAAUGGAAACGUUCGAGAAGUCUUUUAACGGCGGGGUCCACUGAUCCCUCUGCACGGGGCACGGCAGGACCGGUCCAACACACAGACCCCUGAAUGAUGGAGGACAGCAGACUGAACACACCCUCCCUCCUUCCCUCUGCUCUCCACCCGUCCACGCUGCUGACAAACGAUUCAAACGAACCCAGAAGACUUUGAGUCUGUCGUAUUUCUGUUCCUGAGGAGAUUCAAAAGGACAAUUAAACUCAGAGCGUGGAGCAGACUCAAACUGUGGAUGUGCAGCUUACACAAGAUAAACUCCUAACCACGUAGAGCAGCAUUUACUGAACAGGAUAUUGGCUUAUAUUUCCAUAUUUUCAGAAAUACUAAAGACAUAUUUGAGAAAUGAGCUCUUCACUCAGCAGGACUCUGAUUUGCAGCAUAUUACUAGCUUUUAUUUCUACAGAAGGUUGUAAUGAUCAUUUGAUACUACUAAUAUUUACUAAGCAACAGAUGUCUUACCUUUAUUUUGCACAUAUGGUGUUAAAGUGUCUAAUUCUGUAAAGAUGUGUUUGGGUUGAUCACAUGAGGCAGUUGCACUCUCCUCUGUUAAUCUGAAUAGCAGGGCAUUAACAAACUAACGCCUGGACAUGACCUGACUGCACUCGUGUCACUCCAUGUUGUCAAUGGGAACCAAACUGCCACACCUCGAGUUCAAAGAGAAGCUCCAAUCAGAAUUUAGGUCCCGGUUUUUAUAAAGCUUGACCUGCCGACAUCAGUUUGACUGAUUCUGGGUUCCCUUUAAGAACUGCAAACACCUGGAUGGUGCUAGCCAUUCACCAGUUGGAGUGAAAAGUGAAACCAGAGCACCGUUGCUGUGCUCCACUCAGCCUUCCCGUUACUUACCGACGUCUUGUUCUGUUUCAGCACAUCUUAUAAAACGUCUCGAUGCCUCUUCUGACUUUAGUUUGAGCUUUCUUAGUUCAGUAAAGGAUCCUGUAUGGUCGAUCUGAAGUCGACCUGUCGACUCGCGGUCACGUGGUUCCAAAGCGUUCUUUUUCGAGUCCACAAGCCGCUCCGAGCCAAGUGAAGCCCUUCCCACUGUAGGAUGGUGAACACAGCGAUCAUGUCAGAGAGGAUUGACCAUUACAAGUUCACAAGUUCUGAAAAAAUAAUGACUGAUGAGCUGCAGUAUAUUUAUGUCGCAUGUUAAUGGGAAGAAAAGAAAGAUGGGACAUUCACCCAUGGUUAACGUACUUCCUCAAAGCCUCGGACAAUUGCUCCUCAAAACGAUCCAUCCUGCUCUCUGGCUGAAAAAGCAGCUUCUGGAAGAGCUCCUGCAGAGUGCGGUGGAAGUUUGCCAGGGGGUUGUGACAAGGAGGGGUGGACGACACGAGACUGAGAACAAAAUGAAGCUAUUAUUGUCACACAACGGCGAUAACGAGACCUAUUGGCCCAACCACACAGAACCUUUAAGAACAAGCAGAGUGUGUUCUCCUUAUGGCGACCUGGAAGUCUUUGCUUCUAGCGUCUUUACAGAUGGGGGGGGGAAAAUAUGGGAUUUUUGAAAUUCUGUCGUCGGGUUAGCCUGACGAUUCUGGUCACCAGAUGAACUCUUGGUGCGACUUUAGGUUAGAGCAACCUUUUUGUGGUUACCGAAAGCUCUAUUAUUUUUAAAAGUUGAGUCAUUCCCAGUUGAUGAAGCCGCUCUUCUUUCAGUCCUGUUGUUACCCGUCUACUUGGAAGCUAGGGAAGGUUUGGAUUCUCUCGUGAAUUAUUGACACAAAUUGCAAUCAAGACCCUUUGCAGAAUGAUAUUAGCAAAUUACAGUGGACAGAGUGCCUAGAAAUGGUUUGCUUCGAGUCUUGAAUGCGCUUCUCUUGUCUCCAAUUGAUCGUCCUUUUGCUUACAGAUUGUGUGCGAGUCAGAACUUGCACAUACUGACAGGAUAAAGCCUUUACUUUGCCGAGGGAAUCCUCUAUUGCAACAGUAGCCAAAUGACUCACAGUGAGAAACACGGCCAAGAAAACAAAUUAGAUGCCUAGUUAAUCCAAAAGGAAUGCUUUGAUUUGGUUGUAAUUGGAUCACCAUGUAGACCAGCACCAGCCCAUGUUAAUGAUUUAGUAUCUAAGCAACUGAAAUGACUAAACUGAAUGCAACAAGGUGUAAAUGGUUCCAAUAUAAGUUGACUUGUCAUUUUACAGGAAAACAGUGAGUGGAGGUAUUGCUGUUGAAACAUGUUUGAUAGUAAUACCAGCACCAUUAGGUUUGGUACGGGACACAGUUGGAAAAGUUAUGGAUUCAACACAAUAGAAUGUUACAACAUUUUAUUAACUUUGAUGCUGUGAAAGCUCUGGAGGAGCCAUCUGCACAAUGUCCAAGAAAAAAACAAAAACAAACCAUCAUCCUCUCACCACUUCCUGUUUGUCGUUUUCGCCAGAAGUUGCAUGAGAUUGUUGAUCACGUGACCACAGCCCAAAAAAACCCACCUGAUUCGACUCUAAAAACGUGAGUUUUUUUCUGAAAUUUCCUUGAAUUUACUUUUGUAAUUUCAAUUUGUGAAAUUUUCUGGUUAAUGGAAGCGCAGCUAGAGGUUGUCACUGAUUUGCUGUUUAAACCUGUUGACAGUUGUUGAUUUGUACUUUUUGGAUAGAAGAAGAUUAAUAUGUACUUAAUUGGUUGAAUAGAUCCAGAUGUUUAUGAUUUUGGGGGGAAUGGGGGGAUAAAGACGAGCUUUGUUUGCAGUCUUGAAUGCAGAGGUGACUCAAUGUUUGAACCAUUAUGUUGUCUAUUGCUAUGCUGUCAUCUGUUAUAUGAAUACCACGCUUCCUCCUUUUAGUAAAUGUAUUUCCAGUAAAGAAAUGACAUAUCACCAGCCUUUUGCAUGAUAAAGGUUGUGGUGAUGUUACUGAACUUGUACAACUAGCUGGGUGUCGUUAGCUGUGUUUCCAUUACAAACAUGCACAAAACCAUUUCCAUAAUAUGCUAAUGCUGAAACGCAUUUAAAAUCAAGUGUGAAAAGUCAUUAGAAAACACCCAGCACCAUCCUCUCCCUGCCACAUCCUGUCGUCUUCUUUGACGUUUCUGCCAGUAGUAACGUCCCGCUGUUGAUUAUGUUACUCGUGCCAAAUGAAAAAAGUGUUCCCAUUACAGUUUCACAUCUAUAUGGCCAAAAAACAACCUCACCAUAGCUAAACAUUUUUAACUAAAAAGUUUUUUCAAAAUUCCCAUAUCUCCAUUAAGCAAAUGUAUUUUCAUAAUUCCGAUUUGCACAAUUAUACGUUCAAUGGAAACACAGCUGUUGUGUGGGAGGGGGCUUGUAAAUAUUACUUGAGUGCCAAAUGGAUGGCUGUGUGUUUUUACUAAGAGUUUGUCUCCUGGAACGGAAAUGUUCUUCCUGCAGGGUCCUUGAAGACAUGUCCACACUCCAUGUUGAUGCAACAAUAAACGGCUCAGUUC